This is a messenger RNA of Caenorhabditis briggsae, 1005 nucleotides long. The transcript has a single exon. The coding region runs from base 1 to 1005 and encodes 334 amino acids. The record is from RefSeq and is a predicted model, not a curated record. Lineage: Eukaryota; Metazoa; Nematoda; Chromadorea; Rhabditida; Rhabditidae.
AUGUCCAAAUACUACCGUAGGAAAAGAAAGGAGACAACAGAACCCACAAGGUUCCGUUUCAUAGAACACCUGAAUCCAGAGAAUACGUGGCAAUACGAAUUCAAUGGAAAUGUAGUCGUGCAAUGUGAGAAACCGAAUACAUGCAGAAGAUUUUUGAGAAGAAUGGUACCAAUUCCGGAAAUGGGAAUGUGGGUUUUACAAGACACAAUGCAGGCCUUAUACGGACCGGAUUUCAUUCGGAAGCCAGAUUUCGUAGUUCCUCGAGAUGUGGUAUCAAUUGCGAUUCCAAAGGAAAGUUUCCGUGUUGAUGGUGAAUAUUUUGUGGAUUUUGUACCGAAGGAUGGUGCCGAGGGGACAUACACCUAUGAAAUGUGUUCUCAAAGUGUUCAAGUCACUUGGUUCCAUUAUCAAGACUCAAAGUAUAUGGCUCGAAUUUGUAUUUAUAUGGACGACUGGUACAAUCCAUUCAAAAUUAUCAAGGAUGAUGUGGUCCGAGCAUUUGAAAAUUGUAGUAUCUAUCGACCAAAUCCAGCAAAUUUCAAAGAAAAAUCAAUGAGAAAAGUUUGGUGUCCGUAUCGAAAUGAAUGGAUUAUUGUGACACGAAACGAGUUUGGAGAGGUUGAUAAAUUUGCAUUUAAUGGACAGGAAAAUCAAAUGGAAUUGGUGAAAUGUGCAGAUUGUUUUUAUGAUUCUUCCACUUUGUCAAUCGAGAAUUCAACGGCGAAGAAUAGUUCGAAACCUCUACCAACACUGGAUUUUUCAAAGUUUUUGAAAGUGGAAUUCUGUGAGAAAUGGAAUGAUUUGGUGAUGGUUGGAAAGGAUUCAACUGGAAAAGUGGCUCAUUUUAAUUGGGAUUCGGAGAUUGGAAAAUUCAAAACACAGAGUUGUUGCGAGUGUAACAACAAUUCUAGAGGAAGAUUUGAUAGGGAUGGAGGAUUGGAAGAUGAGCCACCGUCCUAUGAAUUUUUGGAAUUGAUCGAAUUGACACAUUUUCACAAAUCAUAA